Messenger RNA from Phialemonium atrogriseum, 3226 nucleotides. Its product is annotated as armadillo-type protein. Gene Ontology annotation, biological process: actin cytoskeleton organization. The transcript is spliced from 2 exons. NCBI's taxonomy places the organism in Eukaryota, Fungi, Ascomycota, Sordariomycetes, Cephalothecales, Cephalothecaceae. Gene Ontology annotation, molecular function: small GTPase binding; actin binding. The coding region runs from base 185 to 2767 and encodes 860 amino acids. The record is from RefSeq and is a predicted model, not a curated record.
CCAACAUUGUCCAUUACAUUGCAUUCCAACAGAGACAUUUUCUUUCUUUGGUGGCACGUAACGCAUAGCAUAGUACUGACAGCAAUGGCGUAGGCAUCACUUGGCGAGGGACUGCGUACCACCUGUUGCUAGACUUUCUUCACUUCUUUCCCUUUCCCAUUCCUCUCUGUUUCCCCUCGCAACCAUGGCUUCAGUUGAAAAUCCCAAUAUUACUGUGGGUGCUGCUGAGCCACGACACCACCAACGCAGUAAAUCAUCAGUAAUUCGAUCAUUCAUAGGCCAUCGAAAGAACAACUCGGACGGGUCCGGACUACGCUCCCCGCUACUUAUCCCCACCACUUCCUACGUCUCUGGGCCAGAACUGUCUCUUGACAUGGGAAUGCCAGUUUUUACCCAGCAGUCCAGAGCCCUGGGUGAACUGCAACAAAACCAACAGGAUCAGGGAACUCGAUCACCCAAGAAAGCUCAAGACGACAAGCAGCAAUCCCCGACCAAGAGGGCAUUUGCCACUAUGUCGAUGAAGUCACUCGGGGUCAAGGAAUCAGGCAAAGUCCACAAGAGCAGGGACGCCUCCCCUACAAAGCCAAAGAAGGCCAAGUCAUCCACCAACCUUGCUGGCCUGCUAUUGCGUCCAAAGGCAUCCAAGAGCGUGACCAAGUUGACAGACGAGGAAGCCCGAGCCACAAAGGACAAAGAGAACAGAACCCCGCCGAGUUCUCUCGCAAACGACUAUGCGCCCCCGCCUCCAAUCUUUGCCCAAUUCACCAGCCAGCCCCUCCCAUCGCCAACAGUCGACUGCUUGGAUGACCCGUUUGGAAGCCACCCGACCCAAUAUGAAAACCCUGGAGAGGGAGUCAUCAUGAAGCUGCGACCGACGUCAUUCCACCCAUCUCAUGUCCCAAAGCAGGAUAGCAGGGGGUCGCAAUCGAUCGGUUCACGCAGCGGCCGUAUCUGGAAGUCGAAGCAGGGCACGGACAACAAGACCAAGGAGAGGCAGACGGUGGGGAAGGGCGGAACGGGAACGGCGGCGCGGCCCGGUGUGUUCAGCGCCUUUCAGGGGCUUGGGUCUCGGACCAAGUCGGCAGGGUCGGCGAGCACUGAGCCGUUCAUCGACCCCAAGGAUAUCGACAAGCACCUCGAGGCCAUGCUUGAUCGUCGCAACAUCCCAGAGAACCAGAGGUACAAGAUGCGGAACCUGACCGACACCAUCAAGAUGGAGUUCAUCCGUCAGGACUGGGCGGAAACGAAGACGGCCAAGUCGGAUCGGCCGGGCACCAAUGACAGUGAUACGUCAAUGGAAGCGAGCACUGUGGCUACCCCGGACCCCGCGGGUAUCAAGAAGAAGAAACAUCGGAGCCUGACCUUCUCUAAGGCUGGUAGUAGCAAGGGCCUACCUUCUCCUACUAAGAAGUCGAAGCCGGAGGGUACGUUGGGCCGCCACUUCCGGAGCAAGUCCACGGACAGCGUAGUGAGCGACAGGCCUUCCUCGUCGGCUUCGUCAUCCAGCACAGGCAUCCUUUCCAAGGCCAAGGGGCAGCAGAGACCUUUGGAAUUUGUUACGUACCUGCGGAAGGUGCAGAAGCCCGAGAAUGUGGAGGUUGGUAAGCUGCAUAAGCUCCGCAUCCUCCUGCGAAACGAGACUGUGGCGUGGACCGAAGAAUUCAUCCGCCAGGGGGGCAUGAAGGAGAUUGUUGACCUAUUGCAUCGCAUUAUGGAGGUCGAAUGGAGGGAGGAACACGAAGAUGCCCUUCUCCACGAGAACCUCCUCUGCCUGAAAGCACUGUGUACAACCGCCCUCGCUCUGCAGUAUCUCCACUCGAUCCACCAAACCCUCUUCCCGGCCCUGCUUCAUAUGAUCUUCGACCCCGAGAAGAAAGGGCCGAGCGAGUUCACGACCAGGAACAUCAUAACCUCGGUACUCCUCAAGUACAUUGAGUGUGUCUCGGGGCAGGAGCGUCUGUCACGCGCGCAGAGAGUCCUACGCUACCUGCGGGAUCCCGAGGCCAAGGAGGAGGAGCGACCAGUGAGCUUCGUCCUCGAGAUGAGACGGGAUCGGCCGUAUCGAGUCUGGUGCAAGGAGGUGGUCAACGUGACGAAGGAGGUCUUCUGGAUCUUCCUGCACAACCUGAACGUGGUAUCUCUGCCGCCUGUAGGAGGCAAGAAACCAUCAUCCUCGCCAUCCAAGGUCGCCACCACAGCUGAUCAGCCGACCACGCUUACGAGCCAGGGCCCCCCCCUCGAGGGUGGAUCCUCGACGGGGCCAGGCAGCCAAUUCGACUACAUGGGCCGCCAUUUUCCCCAGGAGCGGGCGCCCGUACCCGCGGCCCCGUAUGUCGGUGGCGUCGAAUGGGAGGCGACAAACUACCUCGCCAGCCACCUGGACCUGAUGAACGCGAUCCUCGCCUGCACCGGCCCCACGGCCGAGGCGCGGAACCAGCUGCGGGCCGAGCUGCGCAUCUCGGGCUGGGAGCGCUGCAUGGGCGCCAGCCUGCGACUCUGCAAGGAGAAAUUCUACGGCGCCGUCCACGACGGCCUGCGCACGUGGGUCGCUGCGGCGGCUGAGGACGGGUGGGAUGUCCGCGACGUCAGGUAUGGCCCGCCUCCCGAGAGUCGGAGCGCCUCGCCGGCCAAGAAGGCUGGGGCUGGGGGAGGGCCCGGCAGGAAGAAGCUGGAAGCGGCCCCCAAGCUCGAGAUGCCCAGGCUGGACUUUGCCCUGGACAGGAAGGGGGUUAGUGACGGCCACGGAAACGACAUGUGGCUGUCUUGAACAGGGAUCCCCUCUGAAAUAGAGAUCUCGCCUGCAGGCCCUCUGCAAUGGACGGGGUCUUACAGGCGGGUCGAGGUUAUCCGGACGAGCCCCGCUGUCGUGGGCUAUAUUUGGCUGUGAAUAGAGGCAGGCCGUGAGAUCCGACGGCGCCCGUCCAAUCAAUGGCCCUUGACUAGGAUUUUAAGCUGUUGGUGGCGACUUAAGACGACCUCACCAUCGGAGUUUGGACAAAAAUUGCGUCUAUCACUAUGCGGCCGGAUGUUCUUGUUUCUUCUUGUCUUUGCUGUCGAAGGGGAAGGAAUAUGGGGCUUCAGUGUAUGUCGGUAACCCUGGUCUGGGACGCCUGGAUUUGAUGUUUUCGCUCAUGAUUAUACGGUUUAAUGACAUCCAUGAUUAAUUCCAUGAGAAAGACGAUUUGAUCUGAGAAGGACCUGUCGUGAGUCAGCCCACAAUGACUGC